Salvelinus sp. IW2-2015 is the source of this 1379-nucleotide messenger RNA. The record is from RefSeq and is a predicted model, not a curated record. Lineage: Eukaryota; Metazoa; Chordata; Actinopteri; Salmoniformes; Salmonidae.
CUCUUCCGCGUGCAUCCCGGUCCCGGAGGCGUCCUAGCCUAGGUGGUCAGCGCAGACUUAAAGCUAACGGGCGCGCCUUUCCAACGGCCAUUCAGUCGGAAGAGGGGACACAGUGAAGGUGUGCUGCUGUGCUGUUCAUUCAUCCCUCUCAUCGGUUAAUAGAUAGAUAGCUACCCCCUGUUGCUGUUGUUCCCCCCCACGUUAAACGUUUAGUCAAUUAGACCAAUCAUGUACCGGUACUUCGGGGAGCUGUUAUCCCGCAGUGCGGGCAGUGCCCUGGCCUCGGGCUGCGUGGACUCUGCUCUCCCAGCAUCCGCCGCUCUGAUGCGGGUCCGACAGUAUAGUGAACAGCCCGACGACCCCAAYUUCUUYCGCAUGGUGGAGGGUUUCUUCGACCGCGGAGCCGCCAUCGUUCAGGACAAGCUUGUUGAGGACCUGAAGAGCAAGGAGACCCCCGAGCAGAAGAUGAAACGAGUGAAGGGGAUUCUCCGCAUCAUCAAGCCCUGCAACCACGUCCUCAGCGUCUCUUUCCCCAUCAAGAGGGACAACGGAGAGUGGGAGGUAGUGGAGGGCUACCGCGCCCAGCACAGCCAGCACAGGACGCCCUGCAAGGGGGGACAAUGAGUUGGAGAAGAUCACUAGAAGGUUCACCAUUGAGCUGGCCAAGAAAGGCUUUAUUGGCGUCCUACAUGAGCAUGCUGGGCCUGACCCCCGGCUUCCAGGACAAGACCUUCAUCAUCCAGGGCUUUGGUAACGUGGGUCUCCACUCCAUGCGCUACCUCCACAGGUACGGUGCUAAGUGUGUGGGCAUCGCUGAGUAUGACGGCAGCAUCUACAACCCAGAGGGCAUUGACCCCAAGCAGCUGGAGGACUACAAACUGGAACACGGUUCGAUCGUAGGUUUCCCCGGGGCUAAGCCGUACGAGGGCAGCCUUCUGGAAGCUCCGUGUCACAUCCUGAUCCCUGCCGCCAGCGAGAAGCAGCUCACACGAAACAACGCCCACAGGAUCAAGGCCAAGAUCAUUGCUGAGGGAGCCAACGGCCCCACCACCCCUGACGCUGACAAGAUCUUCCUGGAGAACAAUGUCAUGGUCAUCCCUGACAUGUACCUGAACGCAGGUGGUGUGACCGUGUCCUACUUUGAGUGGCUGAAAAACCUGAACCACGUCAGCUAUGGAAGACUCACCUUCAAAUACGAGAGAGAUUCCAACUAUCACCUCCUCAUGUCUGUUCAGGAGAGUUUGGAGAGGAAGUUUGGAAAGCAGGGAGGACCAAUCCCUGUUGUCCCCACCGCUGACUUCCAGGCCAGAGUCGCUGGAGCUUCUGAGAAGGACAUUGUCCACUCUGGGCUGGCCUACACCAUGGAGAGGUCUGCCAGG